AGAAAGUUUCUUAAAAAGUUGUUAACUUCACUUUUAUUUACUUUUAUGCAAAAUUAUUGUUCUUAGCAACUUUGCUAACACUCCACCAAUGGAGUUGCCCUUAGGCUCUGGGCAGGUACCAGACCAAAGACCACCGCCGGUUGGUUACACUUUUUUUUUUGAAUUUCAAACUUAAAAAUUAAAAAAAGAAGAAGAAAAAAUAGUUUAGCUUCCGAUGAACGCUGCAACUUAUUAUAAGACGCCGGAGCUAAUGCCGUCGGUGAAUCUGCCUACGGGAUGUGAUGGAACGGAAGAUGCGAUUAACGCUGCAGUUGAGGAAGAGCUCGCCGAGUUAGCGAAAAGUGACUCGAACGGCGGCGGAAGGAGUAAAGUGAAAGGACCUUGGUCACCGGAGCAAGAUGAGGCUCUUACGAGGCUUGUUACCAAGUGUGGGCCGAGGAACUGGACUCUCAUCUCCCGUGGGAUCCCUGGUCGGUCUGGGAAAUCGUGCCGGCUUCGUUGGUGUAAUCAGCUCGAUCCUUGUCUUAAAAAAAAACCUUUCUCUGAUGAGGAGGAUCGUAUGAUAAUAUCUGCACACGCGGUUCAUGGGAACAAAUGGGCUGUGAUUGCUAAACUCUUACCUGGGAGAACAGAUAAUGCCAUUAAGAAUCACUGGAACUCAGCUCUUAGACGUAAACCAGCAGGUCUCUGGAUGGAUCAUCAUCAUCAAGGGAUGUCUAAUACAGAUAUAUAUCACAUGCAACCAUCAAAGGUCAGAAAGAUAUCAAAUGCAUCCCCUAGAGAGCAUUUACCUCGAGAAGAAACCAAUUCGUUUACGCCUCCGGUAUUAUUAAAUGAAGAUAAAAUGGAUGAUGUAGCAAACGAGCCUCCUCGUGAAAAGGUGAAGAGUAAACCUGAUGUUUAUCGCCCUGUGGCUCGGAUGGGUGCUUUCAGUAUCUGUAAACAAGGAUACAUGAAUCACCAUAUGGCUCCAUGUGAGGGACCUUUGGUUCAAGCAUCAAGACCUGGCUCAUUGGCUGCUAAAUUUCUCCAGUCUCUUUGUUAUGAACCUAUCGUCCCUUCAAAAUGUGGUCGCGGUUGCUGCAACCAUCCUGACAACAAAACGCUGCCAUCAUCGUCUAAAUCGGUGUUGGGACCAGAGUUUGUUGAUUAUGAGGAACAUUCUUCUGCAGAGCUAGACCAAGAAUUGAUCUCUAUAUCAACGGACCUGAACAAUAUUGCUUGGAUUCAAAGUGGGCUUAACAACAACAACUAUUUGAAGGAAGCUGAACAGAGUUUGAAGGCUGGUGAUCAGUUUCAUCGCGCAAAAUUUACUGGAAUGGUAAACAAUGGUGUAUCAGUAUCAAGUCAAAUGCUGAGACCAGAUGUAAGGGCUUUGAGCUAAUUUUAGAGGCAAAACAUUCAUUCAAUAUUAUCUCUUUUGUUAGUGACUUAGUGCUAUGUUUACCUGGUAAGAUUUGAAACCUUUAAAAAUGCUAAGCUGUGUUAUGAAGGCU
Messenger RNA from Camelina sativa (false flax), 1496 nucleotides. RefSeq names its product transcription factor MYB25-like. Gene Ontology annotation, cellular component: nucleus. The record is from RefSeq and is a predicted model, not a curated record. Gene Ontology annotation, molecular function: DNA-binding transcription factor activity, RNA polymerase II-specific; RNA polymerase II cis-regulatory region sequence-specific DNA binding. Gene Ontology annotation, biological process: regulation of DNA-templated transcription. NCBI's taxonomy places the organism in Eukaryota, Viridiplantae, Streptophyta, Magnoliopsida, Brassicales, Brassicaceae.